GCGCUCUGGCGCACGCCUUUCUGCUCUCGCCGAGGCGAAGCGCACUUCGACUCGGGACGAGCGCUGGUCUCCUGAGCUGCCGCUGCGGGCGCAACCUGUUCGUGGUGCUGGCGCACGAGAUCGGCCACACGCUCGGCCUGACCCACUCGCCCGCGCCGCGCGCGCUCAUGGCGCCCUACUACAAGCGGCUGGGCCGCGACGCGCUGCUCAGCUGGGACGACGUGCUGGCCGUGCAGAGUCUGUAUGGGAAGCCGCAGGGGGGCUCUGUGACUACCCAGCUCCCAGGAAAACUGUUCACUGACUUUGAGGCCUGGGACCCCCACAGAUCCCAGGGAAGGCGCCCCGAAACCCAGGGUCCUAAAUAUUGCCACUCUUCCUUUGAUGCCAUCACUGUAGGCAGCAGCGACUGUACAUUUUUCAAGGGAGCCACUUCUGGGAGGUGGGAGCUGAUGGCAAUGUCUCAGAGCCCCACCUGCUGCAGGAAAGGUGGGCCGGGCUGCCCCCCAACAUUGAGGCUGCCGCAGUGUCACUGGAGAAUGGAGACUUCUACUUCUUCAAAGGUGCUGGAGACGGGCCUGGUGCUGUGCCGGCACGCCAACGCCAUCACCGAGGCCGCCCUGGCCUUCCUGGCUGCGGCGCCUGCCCGAGCCCGCAGGAUUCCCGUGCCGCGGGCCGGGGUGUCCUGCAAUGGGGCCGCCCAGCCAGGCACGUUCCAGGCCCGGGACAACGUCUCCAACUUCAUCGAGUGGUGUCGCAAGGAGAUGGGCAUCCAAGAGGUGCUGAUGUUCGAGACGGAGGACUUGGUGCUGCGCAAGAACGUGAAGAACGUGGUGCUGUGUUUGCUGGAGCUGGGCCGCCGGGCCUGGCGCUUCGGGGUGGCGGCGCCCACCCUGGUGCAGCUGGAGGAGGAGAUCGACGAGGAGCUGCGGCAGGAGCUGGCCCUGCCCCCGCCCGACCCCCCGCCGCCCGCUCCGCCCCGGCGCCGGUCCUGCCACUUCCGCAACCUGGACCGGAUGGUUCAGAACCUCGUGAGCCACUGCACAUGCCCAGUUCAGUUCUCCAUGGUCAAGGUGUCCGAGGGGAAGUACCGUGUGGGGGACUCCAACACCCUCAUCUUCAUCCGGGUCCUCCGGAACCACGUGAUGGUGCGUGUCGGGGGCGGCUGGGACACCCUGGGCCAUUAUCUGGACAAACACGACCCCUGCAGGUGUACCUCCCUCUCACACAAGCCAGGCAGCUUCCUGAAGCCCCCGGUCCCACCGGUGCAGCACGAAGUGAGGGUGCUGGAUGAGCCCUGGCAGCCACAGCCUACGAUGACCAUCAGCCGCUCUCAGAGCCCACUGCCCCCUGUGGACUGGAAGACAUACACCUCUUCAGGCCGGAAGCUGAGGCCCCCCGCCUCCUCCCCCACACCUCGCAGUGAAUGGCGCCAGGAGAAGACACCUGCCCCACCUGAGAGGCAGCUGCCAGCUGGGCACAGCUCACCCAGCCCCCAAUCCUCACCCACCCCCAGGGGCCGAGACCCACAGUGCACCUCCUCAGGGAAGAGGGAGGACAGACACCCCCCUGAGCUCCCCAGGGGAAGGACUCCUACAUCUUGGGUUCAUGAGGAGACAGACAGCUGGAGAACCCAUCCCAGGACCCCCACCCCCCAGAGACUCCGAGCCCCUGAGGCUACUGCCAAAGGGACCCCAGCAAGAGGACCAUCUCCCCUGCCUCGUUACUCCAGUUCGUCAGCCAGGCCCAUGGACCCCAGGAAGCCGCCUCGGGGUGAUGCUCCCUCCCAGCUCAGGGAGCCAGUGUCCGUCCGUUCUCCAUCCCCUGUUAAAGGGCCCACCAAGAUCCCUGUCCAGCUGGCCCCUGCCCGACCUCCCACUCCAGGAGGAAGCUUUCCAGGUACUGCAAGUGGAGGUCUUACAACAGAACUGGAGAGAAGCUCCGUACCACCAGGGGCUGCCACUGGAGGCCUGGCUGGGUCCAGUCGUGGGGACUGCUCUGUGGAAGGAAGGCAAGGGGUCCAGAAGGUGGACGUCUGGGUGACAGCAGAAGCCGGAGAGUCCCGGGGCCUGGACACGCCCCUGACCCUGGGUGGGAUCAAGAAGCCAGGCAUCUGCCAUAGCCUUGAGGAGGAGCUUUUGGCCAACAUGAAGCUGCUAGAGGUGGGGACUGCCGACCCCCGGGGCCCAGGUUCUGGGCUCAUCCCUCGCAGUGGAGUCUACGUCCCCAGCCUGGGUGGGCGGUGGCCUGAGCCUGGGGGUCCUUAUGACAAAGUCAUCCAAGAACUGGCUCAGGGCCCUCCACCCCUCAUUAAAGUGGACCUGGGUGCCUGGAAGGCUGCCCCUCCAGGCUCCCCUAAGCUGGCAGUAACCACAGGCCCAGGAAGCCCAAAGGGGAAACUGGGAGCCAGAGAGAGUGGGCCAAGGACAAAGGCAACCCUGGGUGCCCAGGACACCAGGAUGAGGAAGGUCCCAGCUCCAGGAGGGCAGGACUGCUCAGCCCCUCCUGUGUCUGCCAGCCUGGAAGCCCCCACACCUUCGCCCUUGGACCCAAAUUCUGACAAAGCCAAGGCACGUCCAGGCAAGGGCAAGAGAACACUGCGGACACCCCGAAGAGUACCAUCUAUCUACAAGCUGAAGCUGAGGCUCAGACUCCGGCCCCGGAGAGACCACAGGCCUGAGGAGCGGCCUUCACGAAUCCCCAAACCCCUGGCCUACCUCCGCUUGGGUCCAGCCAGGGCGCCCCCAAGCGGCAGGCUGGAAAGGGUGUCAGCGCUGGGUGGGAAGGGAGGGGAGGCAGGCCUGGUGGAUGGAGCCUGGGCAGGGGAGAAAGAGGAAGGAAAGGAGGAGAAAGAGGCAGCCGUUCCACUGGAGAGCAGACCCCCACGUUCGGAGAGCCUGGGGCCUCAGCAGCUGGAUCCGCUCCCACCCGAGGAGGAGUCCUGGGUCUAAGGAGGGGCUUCUCAUCCCAGAGCCGGUGAAAAGAAUGCCCAGGUGGCCAUUGGAAUCCCAGCCGCAGGAACAGAAGGAAGGGCCCCUCACCUGGAUACAGGGCCUUGGCCAGGAGACAAAUAGAGCAUCCAUCAGCUCAGACUAGCAAAUGGGACAACCCAUCAUCUCCACUCCAACUCCAGAAUUGGGAUAGGGGCAGUGGGGCCACCCUAUACCUUAUCACCCGCCCCCAGAACAGCUCCCCAAACCCCUGUCCUUAGGCCAUGCCCACUGUUUCCACAAUUCUUAUGUCAUUAAACACGGGUGGGUCUGUC
Myotis lucifugus (little brown bat) is the source of this 3262-nucleotide messenger RNA. RefSeq names its product growth arrest specific 2 like 2 (gene GAS2L2). Lineage: Eukaryota; Metazoa; Chordata; Mammalia; Chiroptera; Vespertilionidae. Gene Ontology annotation, biological process: regulation of microtubule polymerization or depolymerization; protein localization to microtubule plus-end; microtubule bundle formation. The record is from RefSeq and is a predicted model, not a curated record. Bases 168 to 2948 code for a protein of 926 amino acids. Gene Ontology annotation, cellular component: actin filament; stress fiber; cytoplasm. The transcript is spliced from 9 exons. Gene Ontology annotation, molecular function: microtubule binding; cytoskeletal adaptor activity; actin filament binding.